Molecule: messenger RNA, 2618 nt
Organism: Camellia sinensis
Lineage: Eukaryota; Viridiplantae; Streptophyta; Magnoliopsida; Ericales; Theaceae
Source: RefSeq, a predicted model, not a curated record
CUCUUUCUUAUUAUAGAAGCCCAUUUCUCUGAAACUCGAAGCUCACCAGACGGCGUUAUUCUUUCCACGACAAGCUUGUUCUGCCGUCAUCACUGUCUUGAUAACAAACCUAUCAUCGUGCUUCCCUUACGGCCCGCCGUCGAUGAUCUUUGUGUUGCCAAUUUUCAGCGAUUGUCUUGUGUUUUCCAUCACUCACCAUUGAUUUUGGCGGUGGCAGCUUUCUCUGGUCAGUCAGUGUGCUUUCGGUUUUUUACUCCUGAAACUCUAAUCUUGCUGGAGCGAGCUUGAAGAUCCAUCUUCUCCAGUAUCCCUUUGUCAAAUAGUUUGUCUUGUCAUUGACGUUGGUUCUUCAGUGUGACAAACUUCCUUCGCCUCCGCCGCCACGUGACCUCUCCUUGAUUGUGAAUUCUUCCACCGAUACUGUAAGUCACUAAAAUCAGUCACUUUGCGCUCUUACCACAAACUAUCAUCAUUUUUUCGUUGACGGUGGUUAUCCAUUAUUAUCUCAAGUGAUUUCUUUAUUUUCCAGUGGGCUCAUAAUGGUAUUAUUUUCGAUUAUUGUAGUGGGCUUGCUUUGUUGGAGUCCCUUGUUGUCGUGCACCUUUUGAUUUUUGGCACCGUGAGUACUUGAACCCAUAUCUUUGCUUUAGGUUCUCGCCAUUGUUGAUUGUCACUUUUGUCUUAGUCAUUUGAUAAUUUCUGGGCUCUACUGGGUACUGUACAUUUGACAUAUGAGUUGUCCACCAUUUAAUGCCAUAACACCAAAGUUUGAGGUAAACCAUGGGUAAAUUUAGGAAUCUAGUGAACACACCGUCUAAACUAGCCCUCUUCCGCAAGAAGUAUCAUAUUCCCGAAUAUGUUACACUAGUGUUAGGGGGGUUAAACACACUUCGAACUCUAACCAAUGACACUGUGCCUUUUCCUGUAGGAGCCAUCGUAGAAGGGGGAGUUCGGUUCCCCUUGGACCUUUUGUGGCUCAAAAUCUUCUAUUACUUCAAACUCCACCCCAUGGAGAUAGCCAUGAAUACUUUUAGGGUUGUAAGUGGCUUCUUAGCCCUUAACAAAUUGCUUGGCCAUAAUUUAGGAGUAUGGGACAUACUUCAUUGUUACAACCUUUCUCACCACCCAGGUGGCACCUUCUGCCUUAGAGUUCGGUCCGAUGUCCCUUAAAUGAUCUUAGACCUUCUUGGUUCUGAUAAGCAUUCGAAAGAUUUCUUCACGGCAGAACGGAACUUCGAGUAUCUUGCCGGUGUAGAGGACCGACCAACGCGAAUAUGUCGUGAAGGUGGUGGUCCAGGUGAUUCCCGGACGAGGAGGCGGACUACCAAAGAACAUCUGGCCAACCUUGAGAUUGCCUUUGCCUACCCCUAUCGAUUUGUAACAAAACUGCUUAAUUACAAGGCCACUUACAAGCACAAGCUUAAUGAGAGGAAGGUUCGUGUAAUUAACUACUUUAGGAAGUCUCCAGAGAGGUCGUUGGAGCAGCAAGCUUGUGAUAACACUGGUGUUUCUACUUCCGCCACUGCUUGGUCAUCAAGUGGAACUACGAGUGAGGGCCCUUGUCACGACGACCAAGAAGGCAUGACUCGCCGAAAGCUUGACCUUGCAGCUCUUUCUUACGGCACAGAUCCUGUUCCUAAAGUAGCUACUGUGACCGUUCGGCCUGCUGACCAAAGAGUCUUGGUUCCAAAACAGUCCGUACAGACUUCCAAGGAAGUUCAUUCUCCUACUCCACAUAGUACAACACAUACUGAAGAACUGAGGGGCUCCAAGAGAAAGAGGAGUAAAGGAAAGGACGUUGUAGAGGGCUCUGACGAGAAAACUUUGGCUGAGGAGUGGCUAUCUCCCUUAGAGUAUAAAAGUUGGCCUAUCACUGUGGCUAACAGCGUGACAGAUUCUUGUGAUUUGGCAUUCUAUCUGUCCAAGACAUUACUCCUACCCCUGGACAUGGUCGAGUGUAAUGUAGAUUCUGAAUCUCUACUCAAAGGAUCUAUUUAAAUGGUGACCGCAUUGGUACAGCGACUUCAUGUUCUGGAGCAAGUAACAGACUUCAACCGAACUACGCAGUUAUUAUCUGAUGCCGACCUUGCUCUGAAGUCAGCCGAAGCAGAACGGAUAAAGGCCGAAGAGGAGGCUGCCACUGCUAGGGUGUCAGCCCUUGCUAAGGAGAAAGCGUUGUUGGAGAUUAAGAAAAUUGCUAUGGUGGCUCUGGCUGCCAAUAAAGAGGUCGAACAGAGAAAGCUAAAGUGGAGGCCGAGCUGGAGGCAAUGAAGGCCAACCAAGCUAAACUUAUUGAAGAGGCCAUCCAGAAGGGUUGGGAUGAGACUGAAGCAGAUUAUACCCAACAAGUGCUGGAACUGAGGGAUGGCUUAUUUGCCAAGGGUUGGACAAGGGACCUUCGUGCUGUUGGAACUGAGGAGACUUCUACUUUCUUCAAGGACAUCCCUGUUCCAUCUAAGACUGUUACUGCAAGGGCUACUAAAGCAAAUGAGACAUUAGUGGCUGAGACUUCGGAGGCCACCAUUUCUGUUUCCUCUCUUCGACUGUUGAGCGUUAUUUCUGAAUGAGCAAGAGUAGCCUUGUAAUGAGGCUUGAAAGCCCUUUACUUAUUUUCUGCA